Molecule: messenger RNA, 2991 nt
Organism: Cottoperca gobio
Lineage: Eukaryota; Metazoa; Chordata; Actinopteri; Perciformes; Bovichtidae
Gene: maea
Product: macrophage erythroblast attacher, E3 ubiquitin ligase
Exons: 9
Coding region: 356-1402 (348 amino acids)
Biological process (GO): proteasome-mediated ubiquitin-dependent protein catabolic process
Cellular component (GO): nucleus; cytoplasm; GID complex
Molecular function (GO): ubiquitin protein ligase activity; protein binding
Source: RefSeq, a predicted model, not a curated record
AUCGGUUGAAAUCACCGGGGGAGAGCCUGUAAGCGCUGUCAGGCAGGGAAUCAGUCCUGCGAGUUAGCGCAGUGUCAUCAGAUUGCGGCUGCCUCUCUGCACUUCAAAAUGGCCAGCGAGAGAAAUCACAGCCUGCUGCCGCACACACGCUCCGUUCCUCCAUUUCCACAUAACGUUACUGCGACACCACUGCUAAAAGACGAGCUGAAAGAAGCCCAGGCUGCUCCUGUGUCCAGCCGUCUCAGAGAGAAAGAAAGCGUCGUCGUGUAAAAGCCCGUUUGUGCCGUACGAGACCCUAAACAAACGUUUCAGGGCGGCUCAGAAAAACAUCGACCGGGAGACGAGUCACGUGACAAUGGUGGUCGCAGAGCUAGAGAAGACGCUCAGCAGCUUCCCAGUGGUCGACUCCGUGGUGUCACUGCUGGAUGGUGUGGUGGAGAAACUCAGCGCCCUGAAGAGGAAGGCUGCAGAGUCCAUCCAAGCAGAAGACGAGAGUGCCAAGCUGUGUAAGCGUCGCAUCGAGCACUUGAAGGAACACAGCAGCGACCAGCCGGCCUCAGUCAACCUGUGGAAGAAGAAGCGCAUGGACCGAAUGAUGGUGGAGCAUCUGCUGCGCUGCGGCUACUACAACACAGCUGUUAAACUGGCCAGACAGAGCGGUAUAGAGGAUCUGGUCAACAUUGAGAUGUUCCUCACGGCGAAGGAGGUAGAGGAGUCUCUGGAGAGGCAGGAGACGGCCACUUGCCUAGCCUGGUGCCAUGACAACAAGUCCCGCCUCCGCAAGAUGAAGAGCUGUCUCGAGUUCAGUCUGAGAAUCCAGGAGUUCAUUGAACUCAUCAGACAAAACAAACGCAUGGAUGCAGUCAGACAUGCAAGGAAGCACUUCAGCCAAGCGGAGGGUGGACAGUUGGAUGAGGUUCGGCAGGUGAUGGGCAUGCUGGCCUUCCCAUCAGAUACACAUAUCUCCCCAUACAAGGAUCUUUUGGAUCCAGCCCGCUGGAAGAUGCUGAUCCAGCAGUUCCGAUACGACAACUACAGACUGCACCAGCUGGGAAACAACUCUGUCUUCACUAUCACUCUACAGGCUGGUCUGUCUGCCAUCAAGACACCUCAGUGCUACAAGGAGGAUGGUACCUCUAAGAACCCAGACUGCCCAGUGUGCAGUAAAUCCCUCAAUAAGUUGGCCCAACCGCUUCCCAUGGCCCACUGCGCCAACUCCAGACUAGUGUGUAAGAUCUCCGGGGAGGUCAUGAACGAAAACAACCCUCCAAUGAUGCUGCCUAAUGGAUAUGUGUACGGUUACAACUCACUUCUGUCCAUCCGCCAAGACGACAAAGUGGUCUGUCCCAGAACCAAAGAAGUCUUCAACUUCUCUCAGGCUGAAAAGGUCUACAUCAUGUGAUCGCUCAGAUAACCAGUCUGAGUAUUAACAUGAUCGAAUAUGGCCCGUCAUUCAUCACCUGUGACCCGGCCUACUCGGAGAGCAACCUGUGGAGCUGUGAUCCAGUGCCCUCCUCCUCCCCCCCCCCCCCCCCCCCCAACAGACACACCCGGCAUUUCCCAAAAGCACCCCUCCAAAUACCUGAUCAGCUCAAGUUCGCCAGUUCUCUUCCCCCUCCAAUUUUAUCACACAGAAACUGGGAUCCUCUCCUUUCAGACUCUGUUUUAGACGUGGCUCGAGAACAAGAUUGAUCUGAUCCAUUCAAGCACAUGGACUAUCAACAUUGUUAUUAUCUUAAACACGCCCUCGCUGUGAAGUUUAGAGACUACAGAAAAGGACUGAGUGGCUGAAAAACUGCUUGGUAGACAUUUGAUUUUUAAUACAACAAAUAAAAAAACUUGUUGAGGUUACUUUGACUUUUCACUAGUGGUGUUCCUUUGUUACUAAAAAUAACAUGUGUCAGGACUGUGUUAGCUCUCCAUUAACCAGAUUAGCACAUGACAUCUGGGCCAAAACAAACAUGGUCUGCCUCCUGGUCAUGUGGUAGCAUCUCAUUCUGUGAUGCAUGCUGUUGACAUUCUUUGUCUUCUAGCCAUGUUUUUUGGUUGGAGGGAUAUUUGUUAAAUGCCUCUUCUAAACUGCCUACUUUUUUGCAUUUCAUCCCCCGUUGGUUGUGGAACUGGAGCCUGAUUUGGGCCGCAGUAGGCUCCUUUUCAAAUGUAAAUAUUAGAUAGGAAUUGAUCAUCCUCAUGAAUAACUUCAGAGGUUUUGGGGACAAGGAACAACAACGACGAUUAACUUUCUACAAAGAUUGCUGUGUGACUUGAACAAGUCUUUUCUUGGGUGUUUACCUGAUAUAUCCCCAAGUUAACCGGUUGUUCAGUAAAACAUGGUAAUAUUGAUUAUGGUGUAUUUACUACCAUAAUUACAUUCACAUGAAAUUCAAACAAGACAACCAUCUUUAAUUUAAUUUUUUUAUUGAACAAAUUGUCUUCCUUUUUUCAUGUGUGAGGUUUGUCAUGUUCAGUUCUCUUCUUUCAGUUAAAAGAAAGAGUGCAUUUUAGUGAACUUAAGAUAUUUAUUCUGUUUUAAAGAUGAAGCCCUGGGUGCUUUUUAGUUAAUUCAACCUCGCCCAAAUAGUUUGAAUUUCAUUCUAUUUUUUCAACAAUGAACGAGACAAUAAAGAGAGACUGUGCUGAUAUUUUUUUUAUGACUUUGAAAAAACUGUAGAUGAUGGAUGGAAAUGUACACAAACCUGGACUCAAGUGACAACUAAUGCACAAAUAACCCUUCAAUUGUGAAAGUCUUAAACCUAUAAACCCACAUUAAGAAAUCCAAAAAUGCAGUUUUAUGUUGAUCAGACUUUUGGUCAAUCAUUUCUUCCAUUUGUUGUUUAUCGACAAACCAAAAGUUGCCUAAUUUGUGUCCAUAGAUGAUUUGGAAGUGUAUCUGUAAAAGACACAGACUGUCCUGUGUGCUUGUGUUGGUAGAAUAGAUGAAGGGAUUGUUUCAUGAGCAAUAUGCCUCAUAAAGAUUUCAGUGAACUUUGA